UAUAAGGAACUGUACGAGCGAAGUUGGAGAGCAGUAUAGACGUGGAGGUUGUCAUAUGGCCUCACAUGUUUGUAAUUUACGACUUUAGGUGGAAAAACACGUUCAAACAUAUUGCUUAAAAAGAGCAUGAUUACACCAAAAUAUAUUUUGACCAAACUUGUCGACGAGAGGCGUCUUAAGAGAGGUUGUUGUCAUAUGCUCUGUAGCCAGCUAGUUAGCAUAGCAGUGCAAUAAGUGCAUGUCUAUUGUCAAUUUACCAGUAGUGUAGGUAAUCUAGGCACAGUAGUUUGGUUAUGAAGACCAAGGAUGAGCUUGAAUUUUAAGCAAGUUGAAGAGGAGACUAGAAACGAAAUGUCUGUCUUCCCACCAAUUGCUCUGAAGCCCAAAGUGUAUGAUUACAUGAAGAACUCCUUCAUGAAUGCAGAGCUGUUGGCUGCAGUGGGCCUUGAGGCGGCUGAGGAGAGGUUCCAGAGGCUACUAUCUUGCCUGUCCCACCCACCUGCCUUCACCUGUGUGCGGGCCAACACUCACCUGGCCCCCCUGGAGGAGAUCCGUCACCGCCUGGGGGAAGAGCUCAGACAGCAGCGUUGCGGGCAGCACAUGUGUGGUUCUGAGGAUGAAGUGGUUACUAUCCUCUCCCAUCCACACAUUCCAGAUGUGCUGCUUCUUCCUGUCAUCGGCCCAAGGUCUGUGACCCAGCUUGGCUCUGAGGUGGUGGUUGGGGCCCUGUGCGGCAGCGCUGUGCUCAGGGGAGCCCACGUCUUCGCCCCCGGGAUCCUCGCCACGCCCAAGUUCAUGAAGGCUGGAGACACAGUGUCUGUGUUCUCUGACCUGGAGGGGAAGUGCACGCGCGGGUCCAAGAACUUCCAGGGGAAGAGAGUGUUUCUGGGAAACGGGCUUGCCGGACUGGACCGCUCCUCCAUCUUCUGCACAAAUGAACCAGUCAAGGGUCUUGGUAUUCAGAUGGUUGAGCCCCUGUACCGGAGCCCCUCGUUUGACGGUGUGCUCCCCAGCCUGGUCUUUCUGCAGAACCUCCCGUCUGUGGUGGUGGGUCACGUGCUGGGGCCCCGACCCGGAGAACGUAUUCUGGAUAUGUGUGCUGCUCCAGGGGGAAAGACCUGCCACAUAGCUGCCCUCAUGGGGGGUCAGGGAGAGGUAGUGGCGCUGGACAAGAUCCGAUCCAAGGUGGAGCGCAUCCGUCAGAACGCCAAGACCCUGCAUCUGGACUGCAUCAGAGCUCACUGCUUCAACAGCGUCCAGGCUGUGAGCGGUGACCCUGCCCGGGAAACUGAAAGUACGGAAUGUGAGCAUCGUCGCCAGACAGCGUCUUGGCUCCGGUCUGGUUGUGAGGAAGCCCAGGACAGAGCACAAGGGAGGGAACAGCUCAAUUUGUCUUGCCAGUCUUAUGGGCCGCCGUUUCCCCCGGAGAGUUUUGACCGGGUCCUGCUGGACGCCCCCUGCAGCGGGCUGGGCCAGAGGCCCAACAUGGCCUGUAGCUGGGGCCUCAAGGAAGUCUGCUCCUACCAGCCUCUGCAGCGCAAGCUCUUCCACACGGCCGUGCAGCUGCUGAGGAGAGGAGGGGUGCUGGUGUACAGCACUUGCACUGUGACUCUGGCAGAGAACGAGGAGCAGGUGGCCUGGGCUCUGAAGACCUUCCCCUGCCUCACACUACAGCCUCAGGAGCCUCACAUCGGAGCAGAGGGCAUGCUGGGAGCUGGCCUGUCAACUGACCAGCGACGUCUCCUCCAGAGGUUCAGUCCAGAGCUGAGCUGGGCCGGGCCCCCUCCCGUGACCCUCCCAAGCGGAGCCAACACAGACACGAUCGGCUUCUUCAUUGCCAAGUUCCUGAAGAGCUGAGCGAGCAGCGUCCCCCCCCCUCUUCCUCCUCCUCUCUCUACCGCACAGAAGGGUCCAGAAGGCCAGGGCCUCACACAGAGCCAGCGUUAGGGGUCUGUAGUGUUUACAGUGUUAACACUCUGCCUGGCCCGACAGGACAGUGUUUAUAACACACUCUCCACCAGCAUGCCCCCAUCCCCUGCUGUUUACAACAUCCACCUCUUGGUGCCGGUUCUUUCUGUCUGUGGGCCAUAUAGGGAUGAGCUGUGUAAACACAGAGGCCAGGAGAGGGAGGGGUCAACAACACAGGGAAACUGGGUGGGGGGUGAAAGACAGGGGAAGAGGAAGUGAAGAGAAUAGAGAGAAUGCGGACUGGUGGACGCAGUUCGGCUUGAGUUGCCAUAACAACAGUGACGACACAGCUGCCAUGGCAAUAGCGGAUUGGCUGGCUCCUGGAGCAGAGGCCAGGAAGUGGUGUGCUGAAAGAAGGAGAGGAAUUAACAAUUGAUGUCCUUUUAGUGGUGUAUGUCAAGUACCACUGUGGUUACUGUCACUUGAAGAAGUCAGAAUUGCCACGCUGAAUUCUGAAUUACCAUACUCAAUUCUGUGCUCUUUCAUUUUAAUUAUUUAUUUGAAAUAAAAUUAAUUUCAAGUUC
Hypomesus transpacificus is the source of this 2492-nucleotide messenger RNA. RefSeq names its product NOP2/Sun RNA methyltransferase 6 (gene nsun6). Gene Ontology annotation, molecular function: methyltransferase activity; RNA binding. The coding region runs from base 307 to 1857 and encodes 516 amino acids. The record is from RefSeq and is a predicted model, not a curated record. The transcript is spliced from 11 exons. Lineage: Eukaryota; Metazoa; Chordata; Actinopteri; Osmeriformes; Osmeridae. Gene Ontology annotation, biological process: RNA methylation.